Molecule: messenger RNA, 1303 nt
Organism: Clupea harengus (Atlantic herring)
Lineage: Eukaryota; Metazoa; Chordata; Actinopteri; Clupeiformes; Clupeidae
Biological process (GO): regulation of transcription by RNA polymerase II
Cellular component (GO): nucleus; transcription regulator complex
Molecular function (GO): DNA binding
Source: RefSeq, a predicted model, not a curated record
UUUUUUUUUUUUUUUAAGUUUUUAAAGUUUUUUUCAAAUAUUUUAUCGCGUUAAUCGCGGCCGCAUUAAUCGCAUAGAUUAACGCGUUAACGCUGACAGCCCUAAUAUAUAUAGAGUGCAAAGUCGUAGCUAGUUAGAGGCUCCUCACUUACUUCCUGCAAUUUAUGCAGCUUUAGCAUGUAUUAUGUUAAAGUUUGACUUGACCGGAGUAAACAGGCUAUCACAGUGUGAGAUACACGUGAGUGUGAGAUACAAUGUUUGAGGCGGUAUUCUUCUCGGUAAAUACGAGAACAUCCGAAGUCAAAAAGCAUUCGACGAGGAUGGGAUUCGAACCCACGCGUGCAGAGCACAAUGGAUUAGCAGUCCAUCGCCUUAACCACUCGGCCACCUCGUCUUCUUCUCUGUUCCAAAAUGCAUACUUUAUAACCGAAUUAUAACGUUAUAGUUUACUUCAUGUAUAUGUUUACUUUAAAACACUAACUUUCGUUCACCCAGAUGGAUUAUUUCAUCAUGCAGUCUUAAAUUUAAGUCAUUUUUAAAGAAUCAAAGCCUUGUCGCCAAGCAGGACCCGACAACUUCAGUUAUACAACUCAACUUUGAAUUCUUACAAGGAUGCCGACAGAAAGGCAAAAGCAUGGAGGGCUGUAAGUUUGCAAGUUGAAAUGCCAGAGGAAGACUGCCGAAGAAAAUGGAAAAGCCUGAGAGACAUGUUCAUCAAAGACAAACGUUCUGAGCAGCGGCGGAGAGCAUCAGGAGGCACUCAUCGGAGCUGGAAGUACAGCUGGCAGAUGGCCUUCCUGACCCCCUUCAUCCAGUCGAGAUCCUCUCAGGCCAAUGCGACAAUAGACGAUCCGGACGAUGAACGCGACGAUGAAGACGGGGAGGACGAGAGACCCGCAGAAAGCAAUUCAUCCUUUGUAAUACACGAAAUCGAAGGAGAGCACAGCGGACUAGACGCGUCCUCGCACUACCCCCCUUCAGGUUCACACACAUCUAGUAGGAAAAGGAAAUGGCAGGUAGACGGGGCAGAUGACUUGGAAGAUGAGAUGUUUCUCUUCAGCUUGCUCCCUUACCUUAGACGGCUAUCCUAUGCCAAGAAGAGUGCUGUAAAAUUGAAAAUACACCAAAUAUUAUAUGAAGCAGAGUUUCAGUAGAACUUAUCUUUAAUUUACCUAGUUUUUUUAUACUAAGAAAAAUAUGGUUGUUUCCUCUGUAUUAUUCUGUCAGAAAAUGAACAUGACAACAGUUGCACAACAGAUGUGUUGUGAAUUUUUUUCUGAAUAAAUCCAGCCAACACAUCUGA